This is a messenger RNA of Spodoptera litura, 1178 nucleotides long. It is a transcript of the gene Hlh54f, whose product is annotated as basic helix-loop-helix type transcription factor HLH54F. Lineage: Eukaryota; Metazoa; Arthropoda; Insecta; Lepidoptera; Noctuidae. The record is from RefSeq and is a predicted model, not a curated record. Gene Ontology annotation, biological process: regulation of transcription by RNA polymerase II; developmental process. Gene Ontology annotation, molecular function: DNA-binding transcription factor activity, RNA polymerase II-specific; protein dimerization activity; RNA polymerase II transcription regulatory region sequence-specific DNA binding.
UCCUGAAGUUUGUACGGGAGGGGCGAGAUUUAGCGCCGCCCAGCGGGCCCGGCCGCCCGCCUUGCGUGCGCGCAGCUCAAAUGAUGAACGUCACGCUGUAAGACAAGAUCGAACCCACCCCUAAAAUUGUGCAAGUUUAAAAUGUGCUAGUGCAGUGUUAGUGAUAAUAAAUUAAUUAAGUGCAAUAUCCAAAAUGCCCAGAAAACGAGUGAACCGAUCCCCGCCGGUUGAGAAACGGACUGACGAUGCGGAUGACGACGAUUUCUUCUUUGAUGAUACUCAAUCAAAUUCAGGUCGCAGUUCACAAGAGCCACAACACAGAAACGCCGCCAACGCACGGGAGCGAGCUCGAAUGAGAGUUCUCUCGAAAGCAUUCUGCAGACUGAAAACCACACUACCCUGGGUACCAGCAGAUACAAAGCUCUCCAAGCUAGACACACUACGACUGGCAGCAUCAUACAUAGCACACCUACGAGCUUUGUUACAUGAGCCAAGAUCUGCGCACACGCCGCCGCAUCCUCUCAGCUUGGCCUGGCCUUUCGCCUUCCAACACGGUGGAACCCUGAGCUGCGCCAUAUCACAACGAUGGAAUAUUAACCCUCCAAACAACGACUCUUCAAGCAGAAAUGUCCAGCCUCCAAGAGAGAACGCCCAAGACAGUCAUACACACUGCGACGGUUACCAAGAAUACCCCGAAAAUGAUUAUGAAGAACGUUGCUAUGAAGAAAUGAACACGAACGAGUCAUGCACAGCAAAUAUGCAAUAUUGUAACUACGGUUAUAAAGAUAAUUAUUAUGAAAUGAGAAAUGAUAUGAGGAAUUCUUACGCGUCUGAUACCAUGAUGAAUUGAGAGUAUUGUGGUGUAUUACCUAUUGGGGUCCUUGCAAGAUAUUUAGGCCCCCUUGACCUAAUUCAUUAGCCCCUUUUGAUUAUAACCCGUUUGUUGUCGCCCAUGACUGUGACCUUUUUUUUUGAGGCAGAGCUCUCUUUAGUUGUGUAUGCCCAUGACCAUACAUAUUUCCAUACAUUUAUAGUUACGUCACUAUAGACUAAAGACUUUCAAGUAUCAAAGAAUAUAAAGCAACCAAUAACAGUGAUUUUACGAAGAACGAUGAGAUAUUUAAUCGGUUCCUCUUAUUAAUAUUUUAAAUUAAAUAUAUUUAAUAAAGAUUAUCUAC